This is a messenger RNA of Xenopus tropicalis (tropical clawed frog), 7494 nucleotides long. RefSeq names its product cilia and flagella associated protein 44 (gene cfap44). NCBI's taxonomy places the organism in Eukaryota, Metazoa, Chordata, Amphibia, Anura, Pipidae. The transcript has 34 exons. Gene Ontology annotation, biological process: sperm axoneme assembly. The record is from RefSeq and is a predicted model, not a curated record. Bases 435 to 7436 code for a protein of 2333 amino acids.
AAGGAACGGGACAACUACAAUGACCACAACUAAAUAUUGCAUUCCUGCAUUCAAUAGCGUGUGCUACUGCCCCCUCUGGCCGGGGCUUGUAAUAACACCAUAUUGUGCCACUGAGAGAUCCAGUACGGGGCCUGUGAGCGCUACAACCCGGGAUUGGGCGGAGCUAACGCCUCAGAGCCAAAGCGCGCCACCGAGCGGCUACAGUAAAGCACGACACUGGGCCACGAUAACGCGCAAACAGAGGCGCGCUUGGAGGCGGGGACGCGAGCAGCAACCUCGUUUCCACCCCCGGAGGCUGCCGAUUGGCUGUAACGCUGCACGUGAUCCGUUUAGAGAAGUGCCGGAAACUACAUUUCCCAGAAGGCAGAGGGCUCGGUUGCCAUGGCGAGCAUAGGAAGCUUUCUGGCUGUGUCUUAGCAACGGGUUAUACAAAGAUGGCGGCAGAGCAGCCCUCAGCCAGAGAAGCAGGAGGUGACCCGGCACAGGAGGAAGAAGAGUCCCAUGUAGCAGAGGAAGGGGACUCCAUAAGAGACGCACAUCUCAUUGAAGCAGAUACCACUGACCCGCUUGAUAUGGAGAAGGACACUGACCCAGCCGAUCCCCAGGAACCAAGGCCAACAGUAAAGGGAGGGGUCAGCAUGUUACCGGAGCCUUCUGUUGGGGGAGAGGAGACUGCUGGGGCAUUGGGGGCAGAGGCAAAUGCUGAGGAACAAAACAGGGAUACAACAACAGUGCCCCCUGUUGGAAACAAUGAACAAACCCUGGAAUCUGAGUCAGAUGUUGCACUAAACAUGGUAACAGAUCCCACGACUGGGCACAGUUUAGAGGAACAGAACCCUGGAGAUGAUGAAGAAAUGGAACGGGCCAUGGACGAUGCUAAAGAGCUGGAGAAGAGCAUCAGGGAUGAGGAAGGGACAGAGGAGGUGGGAAAAACCAACAAACAGGAGGUUGAGGAAAAUAUACCAACCCAAGAGAAGCCACCAUCCAAUGCAGAGGUGGAAGAGAACCCACCAUCUCAUGAAAGAGUGAAUAGGAACAUGGCUGGUAUUAAUGGGGCAGAAGGGAACAUGGCUGGGAUUGAUGGGGCAGAAGGGAACAUGGCUGGGAUUGAUGGGGCAGAAGGGAACUUGGCUGGGAUUGAUGGGGCAGAAGGGAACUUGGCUGGGAUUGAUGGGGCAGAAGGGAACUUGGCUGGUAUAGAUGAGGCAGAAGGGAACAUGGCUGGUAGUGAUGGGGCAGAAGGGAACAUGGCUGGUAUAGAUGAGGCAGAAGGCAACUUGACUGGUAGUGAUGGGGCAGAAGGGAACAUGGCUGGUAGUGAUGGGGCAGAAGGGAACAUGGCUGGUAUAGAUGAGGCAGAAGGCAACUUGACUGGUAGGGAUGGGGCAGAAGGGAACAUGGCUGACAGUGAUGGGGCAGAAGGGAACAUGGCUGACAGUGAUGGGGCAGAAGGGAACGUAGCUGGUAGUGAUGGGGCAGAACAGAACAUGGCUGACAGUGAUGGGGCAGAAGGGAAUAUGGCUGACAGUGAUGGGGCAGAAGGGAAUAUGGCUGACAGUGAUGGGGCAGAAAGGAAUAUGGCUGACAGUGAUGGGGCAGAAGAGAACAUGGCUGUUAAUGGUGAGGCAGAAGGGAAUAUGGCUGACAGUGAUGGGGCAGAAGGGAAUAUGGCUGACAGUGAUGGGGCAGAAAGGAAUAUGGCUGUUAAUGGUGAGGCAGAAGGGAAUAUGGCUGACAGUGAUGGGGCAGAAGGGAAUAUGGCUGACAGUGAUGGGGCAGAAGGGAAUAUGGCUGACCGUGAUGGGGCAGAAGGGAAUAUGGCUGACAGUGAUGGGGCAGAAAGGAAUAUGGCUGACAGUGAUGGGGCAGAAGAGAACAUGGCUGUUAAUGGUGAGGCAGAAGGGAAUAUGGUGGAUACUGAGGGGAUAGCAGGGAACAUUCAGGUGGAGCAGAAGAUUGCCGAUGAUACAGAGGUGGAGCCACAUUUGGGCGCUGUAAGAGAAGUGGAAGAGAAGAUGGCGGCUGCUGCAGAGCUGGAACAGAAUGUCCAAUUAACUUCACACUUUGAAGAAACAGAUCAAGAGGGGAAACAGGACAUGGAAGCUGCUGAGAGAGGCCCUGAGCCUGAGGCCGAGCAGGAAGAACUGGACCAAAGGGCAGAACCGCCGGCAGACCCAGAGCAAGAACAAGGGGAGCCCAUACAUAAAAUCCCUGAAGAUUUCUACUAUGAGUAUGAAAGCCUGCGCUCCGGGCCGUACGUCACCCCCAAUUCGGGAAUUCCGAGCGGCGUUCUCCAGCUGCUACACUCCUUUGGCUACGACUGCACCAAACGGGCAAACCUCCAUUUACUGGAUAACCAGACCUUGCUCUACGUGGCAGGAACCACGUGUGUCAUCCUCAGCGUGAAAACUCAGGAACAGCGAUACGUGCGGAGCAGCAGCGGGGCAGGAAUUGGCGCUGUCACCGUGCACCCCAGAAAGGCAUAUUUUGCUGUUGCAGAGAAAGGGAAUGCGCCGAACAUUAUCAUUUACGGAUACCCCUCGCUGAAACCAUACAGGAUCCUGAGAGGGGGCACGGAGGAGGCUUACGCAUUUGUUGACUUUAAUGUUUCGGGGACCCUCCUGGCCAGCGUGGGCAGCAGCCCCGAUUACACACUCACCAUCUGGGACUGGAGACAGGAGAACAUCAUGCUGCGCUCAAAGGCUUUCUCCCAAGAUGUCUUCCAGGUCACCUUCUCCGCAGAGAACGAGGAGCAGCUCACCACGUGUGGUACCGGCCACAUCAAGUUUUGGAAAAUGGCGUCCACCUUCACAGGGCUGAAGCUGCAGGGAGAGCUGGGAAGGUUUGGGAAGACAGGACUUUCGGACAUCGAGGGCUACGUGGAGCUUCCAGAUGGGAAGGUGAUCUCAGGCUCGGAGUGGGGAAACAUGCUUCUAUGGGAAGGGGGCCUCAUCAAGGUGGAGCUGUGUCGGAAAGGGGGCCGAUCCUGCCACAACGGACCCAUUAACCAGUUUGUGCUGGAUGAGGGGGAGCUGAUUACCAUCGGAUCGGAUGGGUUUGUCCGGGUGUGGGACUUUGAGAUGGUGGAUACAGCGGACACUGUGGAUGAUUCCGGACUUCUAGAGAUGGAACCCAUGAAUGAGCUUCUGGUUGGCAGGAACGUCAAUCUGCGCUUUAUGGUGAAGGCAACGGACACGGAGGCCCCGCUUUGGUUCGCUCAGGAUGCCAACGGAGCCAUCUGGAAGCUGGAUCUCUCCUUCUCCAAUAUAACGCAAGACCCCGAGUGCUUGUUCUCCUUCCAUGCUGGCAACAUCAAAGCCUUGGAUGCCUCUCCCUCCACCUACCUGAUGGCCACAACAUCCCUGGACAGGUCCGUGCGCAUUUAUGAUUUUAUUGGAAAGUAUCCCCUGGUUGAGAUGAAAUUCAAGCAAGGCGGCACCUCCCUGGUUUGGGCCCCUCGUAUGGUCAAUCCCAAGGGGGGCUUAUUCGCGGUGGGAUUUGAUGAUGGAGUCGUACGUAUCCUGGAAGUCCAUAGCUCGCUUGGUUCUAGAAUCGUGGCUGGGCGCCCGGGCAAGCAGGAAGCGGAGCUGAACCUGAAGCAAGCGUUCAAGCCCCACAGGGCGCCUGUGACUGCGCUCACGUACGAGCGUAACGGAGAGAUUCUCGCCACUGGGAGUAUGGACAGAACCGUCUUCUUCUUCACUGUUGGGGACAGUUAUGAGCCCAUUGGGUUUGUACGUGUGCCGGGACCAGUUAGGGAGCUCCAUUGGACUCCUCCAUCCCAUGAAGAGAGCCAUCUGUUGGUGCUGUGUGAGAAUGGAUUCGCUGUACAAAUCCCAGCCCCUUCUGCUGAGAAGCGAGACCCCCUCUCUACCUUUGAGAUCCCCGAUGUUCCCCUAAAGUAUUUCAGGUUCAGUAGCAUCAAAUCGAAGCUCCAGCGAGAGGAGGAGAUUGGCCGCAGGCAGAAGCAGAAGGAGCAGAAACUGAAGGAGCGAGAGGCCUGGAUAAAGAAACAGAAGGAGCAGGGGGUGGAGCUUACAGAGGAUGAUCUGCAGGGGUUGGCCGAGGAAGAAGAGGAGGAGCCACUGCCCCCACUUUAUGUUCCCAAAGACCCCAGCCCCAUCCUAUGUGGUUUCUAUGCCAGUCCUGGGAAGUUCUGGCUCUCCCUGGACGGCUAUGAUUCCGGUUUCCUCUACCUCUGUGAGUUUUCGGACCUGCAGGACCAACCCGAGGACUUAACUAGCAGGAGGGAUGAGCCCCUAAGUGUUCUGCCUGUCGAAGAUACCACCAGUAACCCCAUCUAUAAAUUCCACUUCAGCUCCAACAAACAACUGCUGUUCUGCGGGAUGCGGGACGGCACGGUGCGGGUGUACCCUCUACAGGCCAAUGACCCGCUGCUCACGUCCAUGCACGGCUAUUGGGCCCUGGGAGUACAUGAUAACCAAUACGGCAGAGUCCAGUCCAUCAGUACCAGCUAUGACAAUCAGUACUUGGUGACCUGUGGAGGGGACAGCAACAUCUUCACGUUUAGCAUCCUCUCCAUGGAAGAAAUAGAGCGAGACCUGAAAGGGAAUAAAGCGAAAAUACCUUCCCCCCGGAAUGAUACAGAGGGAGUGAGGCCAGUGGAGGAUAUUGAGGAUCCAAACGCUUACAGCAUAGAGGACGCCAAGCAGAAGCGGCAGCAGGACCUGUUGGUGCGACAGGCGGAGGAGCAGAAGAGCCAGAAGCGCCACUUGCUGGCGGAACUGAGGAGGGAGUUUGAGCUGCUGCUGGGCAGGAAUGCGGCGCUGCCGGGACACAUGCAGCUGAGCAGGGAGGAGUUUGAAAUGGAUCAGCGGAUCCGGGAGGAGAUGGAGAGGCAGACGUCGGAGAAGAUCCGCACGGCGCUGAGAGAGCUGGCCUGGGAGCAGGAGAAGCACAGCGUGGCGCUGAGGAAGCUACAGGCUCGGUUCAGGGACAAUGUAGAGUGUGACACAGUGACAGUACGUGCCAUUAGCAGCAGGCACCAGGUCCCGACCUACAGGAUGCUGGUUCUGUCGGACAAUUACCCCCAAGGGAAGGGAACGCUGAUGAAGAGGAGGCCGACCCGACACGACCUGCGUGUGAAAGAAGGUGAAGCAGCCAAGGAACCAUGGGAUGUAGGUACAGCGGAACCAAGUGCAACCCUAGGAGAGAAGGAGCUGGAGGCCCUAAUGAAUCAGCAGAAGCAGAAGAAGCAGUGGGUGGGGCGACGCCAUGGGGGGGCACAGGCGGAAAGAAUGAGGAACAUUAUGGAAAAGGCAGAGAAGGCAAAAUCCAAAAUUGCCCAGAGGAAGCGAGAGUGGGCGGAACUCUACAGGAAGAAGCCCAGCGAGGACUAUGAGGACCCCGAGGAUGUGACGGCCAUCAAGCGCGCCAAGGAGAACAUGGGAGACUUUAACCUGAAAACCUCGGAGGAUUACACUGUGCCGGAGCAUCUGCGCAUCAAUGCAGAGAGGAAGAGGAAGGAGCUGGCAGCGCUGGAGGGCACGAUACACAAACAGAAAUCAGCCAUGAACCGGCGCAUCCUGGCCCUCAGGGACUUGAAGGAGAGCACCAUCGAGCAAAUCCAGAGCUUAGUGACCAACGUGCACCAUAUCCAGUCCAUGUUGGAUCCAUCCAAUCACCUCCCUGUCCCACCGGUACCCACAAUGCACCCCGACGAGACUCCGGAGAAGAGGUUCCAGUAUAACAACAAGACGCUGAGUAGGUUCAGGCUGGAGCAGGAGAGCAGGGCCCGCGAGCGCCAGGCAGGGGGGGCUAAUGGAUUCGGAGGUUUUGGAACACAAACCACAACUGUGGAAACAACAACAGAUUCCACCAAAUCCACUGGAUCCACCACUCACAGCUCCCAGCCUUCCCCGACUCCACCCCCCCAAAUGCCAAUGGGGGAAACGUCUAAACUGGAGGAGGAAAUCAGAAGGACAGAAGAGAUUAAGAACUUGUAUUUGCAGGAACAUCUGAUCCAAAAGAUUCACACUUUAGUGUUGGACUUUGACGCCGAGCUCCGGAUCCUGCGGCACCAGAAGAUCCAGCUGGAUGUGGAGAUGAAGAUGGCCGACCUGCGCCACAUCACCCUGUUUGAGGAGCUGCUGCUGCUGAAGGAGUUUGAGAAGCGAGAGGACACCCUGCAGGAGAGAGUCAGCGAGCGCAUCGCCGAGAAGGGAGAAAUGACGAGAAGGUUGGAAGAUUCCAUGCAGCAGCUGGACACAAAGAAGCGAGAGAUUGGCCGGUUACAGGAGAAGGAGAAGGCCAUUCACUCUGCCUUCCAGGCCUCCCUCGGGGAGAAUAAUAAACUCGCUACGUUCCUCAGCAAAGUCUUCCGCAAGAAGAUCAAACGUACCAAAAAGAAGGAGGAGCAAGCGGCCGAAGAUGAGGAAGAUGAGAGCGAAGAGGAGUCGGAUGAGGAAUCCGCGUGGGAAAGUGACGAGGAUGGGUCUGGGUCUGAGGAAGGCGUUUUUGACGACUCCGUUUGCCCAAACAACUGUGACCCUGCCCUGUUUGAGAGCACCUUGCAGCUGCGGGAGAAGCGAUUGGAUGUCGAAGAGGCUCUAACAGAAGAGAAGAAAAUUGUGGAUAAUUUAAAAAAGGAGUAUGAUUCGCUGUCCAAAAAGAUAAAAGCCCUCGAGCUGAGCCUGAGCCAAGCGGAGGCAGAACUAGAGGCUUUCCAGAGGGAGAAGCAGCGGAAACUGAACGAACUGGACGUGGUGGUCCCACUGAAAUUGCACCAGGUGGAUUAUUUAGUAAAUGGGGAGAUCCCCGGGGACCUGUCGCAGGCGCUGGUAUUUACCAACCAGUCCCUGGAGAGCUUGCAGCAGCGCAUCCGGGAGCUGCAGCAGGAGAAGGUGGAGAAGAGAGAGCUGUACAGGCAGGCACGGGAGCAGCACAAGCAGCUCAUCAGGGACAAAAAGGAGGUGGAGCGCAAAAUUAAAGUACUGGAGGAGAGGUGCAGCCAGCAGAUGCUGAGGAAGUUCGGGCGCAUAGUGGACCUGGAGGCUCUGCAGACCCUGUCAGUAAACACCACCCUGGAGGAACUGAAGAUCAAGUCGUCAGAGAGGGCCCAGAGGAUGGACGGGGAACUGGCUGAAUGGGAGGAGAAGGUGACGGAAGCCAAGCGGAACCUGAUGGAAGUGACUCGGGAGCAAACCCGGAAGCUGCAGAAGAUGAAUGAGCUCCUCACAGAAAAGAAGGUUCUGGAGUCAAAGCUUGAUGCUCUGCAGACUGCUGUGGGAGAAGAGUUCAAGGGCCCUCGCAGAGCAGAGACGAAGGAGCGACAGAAGCUGCUGCACUUGGUUCAGAUGCAGACGGAGGAGAUCAGUAACCUGAAGGAGGAGAUUUCUCUCCUGAGCAAGAAAGGGGGAAGUAUUCUGCCCCCCGCGCAGCCCCCCAUCUCCCACAGCAGGGGGACCGUUAUUUAACCGCCCUUUCCCUUUCCCUCUGCCCUUAUCAUUCUGAUUAAACCAAUGAUUGUGCUUA